ACAUUUAAUAAAAGUGACAAUUGACAGCGAAAAAAAAACCGACGAAGAAUUAAUGAUAAAACUGAGAGAAGUAAAAAGCAUAAGAAGUCACCAAUCAAAUUACACAUUGCUGUCCGUAUGUACUUAUCUGUUUAGUAAUAUAUUAAAGCAAUAAAAUAUACAUUAUGUCGUAAUGUUUCGACCAAUUAACAAAAUCGGCCAGAUUAUAUCAUUCGAAUGUAAAAGUAAAGAAUUUGUCAGAAACAAAGUGGUACAGCCCACUUCUGUACUGAAACCGGCAGAAAAAAUUAAAUUGUACAAUAAAGAAAAUAAGGAAUUAUUCGGUCCGUUAUUAGAAACUAGCAAGCAAAAGAAACAGCGAAUUCAAAAAGAAGCUAAAAAUACUACGCAACAAAACAACAGAACGACUAAAGAAAAUACGGUGAAAUUUGUCAUUAAUAAUGCUGUGAUUCGACCGUUUGCACACAGUACAGUGAUUCAAGGAUUAAAUAACAAAAUGUGGCAAAAUACAAGGCACUGUUUGAAUAUUUUUGGAGUUCUUUUAAAUAACACAGCUAUACGUGGCUUAAAAACAUCUGUAGUAUGUGGUACAGCCAAAAGUUCACCAGCGCAACCUGGAUAUCCCAGUGAAGAUAAAAUCUUGCAGAUAAAACACCACAGAAAUGAUUAUGCUGAACAAUACCCAUCGGUGACACUAAUAUUAAAUAAAACAAUGACUGAAGAGUCUAGGUUGGCUUUGGAGAAGUGGAAACAAGAGAGGAUUGCCGAAAUGGGAGUUGAAGAAUUUAAUAGAUUUUACCAAGCUCAAAUGGCAGUCGGUACCAAGUUUCACAACACUUUAAAGGAUUACUUCACUCAACCUCGUAGCCAGCUUCGUAUAGAGAAGGAAGUGGAGGGUGUAUGGGUGUCUGUAGCAGAUGUGUUGAAAAGUAUAUCUUCUCCAAAAGCCAUAGAAUCGAAUGUUGUACACCCCGUACUGAAGUAUAGGGGAAUUUUUGAUGCCAUUGCUGAUUAUGAAGACAAACCGACUUUAAUCGAGUGGAAGAAGUCUGAUAAGCCGAGGAAGUCGAUAGCCCUGACCUACGACAACCCGGUACAGCUGGCCGCUUACUUCGGUGCGGUCUGCAACGACCUCAACUACAAGCACAUGAAGGUCCGCGACGCGCUGCUCGUCAUAGCGUACACGGACGGCUCGAAGGCGGACGUCUUCCACCUGUCCACCGACAAGCUGAGGGAGCACUGGGCGCAGUGGCUGAUCCGACUCGAGGAAUACAUAAACAAGCACGGCAAAGAUUCCGAGAAGUUCCUGAAAGGCGGUAAAAGGUUGUUUGAGGUGGAAAUCGGAAAUCUCCAGUAAAUGGAUUGGAGCAACACAUACCACAAAAAUUACUUCCAUUGUUCAUUGAAUCGAAAUUCAAAGUUGGACCAAACAAGGCCGUGAAAAUAAAUCGGAAUAAUACAUUAGAUGCAAGUCAGCUGAUCGCUUGCAUAUUUUGAUUAAACUACUAUGUUCUAUCCAAAUUCGUCAUCAAAAUUUUAAGUCGAUAGUAUCGAUAGAUCAUCGUAAUGCCUACAAAAGUAAGAAAAAAAAACGUAAAAUGAAAAUGUUCAACGAAAUUGUCUUUUUGUCCUACGCCUAAGUACAGGCCAUGAAAUUCUUAUAAUUAAUAUUCAUAAGAAUUUCAAUAUUUUUAAUAGUUAAAAACUAAAUAAGCCGGCUAAAAUAGCAAAUGGAACAAAAAAUUUCUGUUUUUUUAAUCCUGUUAGAGUGAAGUUAUAAAAUUAUUUUAUAUUUUAUAAGUCAUCGGUCCUUGAUGCAAACUUUCAUGUCAACCAAAGGUCGUGAAUCCUGUUUCAAUGAAGUGCAAAGAUUGGAUUAUAUACAAAUAAACAUACCAAGCUAAAAUAAGUAUGUUAUUAAUGUUAGUUUUGCUUGUUAUCGACGUUCUGAAAAACACGCCGUGCCAUUACAAUAAAUUAUCGGUUGGAUCUGCUAUCAUAUUUUCAGUUUACAAAUGUCUUAAUAAUUUGUAUUAUGUCCACGGGCGCUCACGGUAAACCUAAUAUCAAAGAUGGCGACGGUCGCCUGUUUAACUGCUUGCGACUGCCAGUGUAAGGUAAGAAAAACAAGUUAAAUCUCAUUCAUCCACCUUACUAGUUAUUUUUUUUGUUCUAUUUAGAAAAUGUAAUAAAUAUGUAAAUUGUCCGUCAGUCUUCGUAAAAAUAGUAUAUCUACGUCCUUGAAAAAUUACAUGUUUUGAUUUUUUCUUUUUCAAUCAAGGGUUUCCAAAACAGUUAUUGGGUAAGUUAGUGAAACACAAUUACUUUUAAAAAAAUUUAAAACUAAGUUUGAAUCAAUCGUUUAGUUUUUAAAAGAAUUUAUUUUAAACCUAAAAAUUGACACUGAUUAGUUUGUACAUAUUACAUUUGGAUACAUUAUAUACUUUUCGUUCGUAUUUUCAAGGUAGAGUUGCUGGCAACUUCAAAAUUAGAAUUCUUUAAUUCAUAUUACAUGGAACACUUUAGCGUAUAAGAGAUCACACUGAUCUAUUAAUUGUUUGGCUUUUUGUAGAACGUUGCCAAAAAUAUUUUAGCUUACUAGUCAAUGUUAUUCUACAUUGGUUGUUUUUUCUUCUCAUAAUCAAUAAUUUUGAAAAUUAAAAUAAGUUUUAAAAAAAUAGCAUUUAAUUACUUUUCAUGUUCAUGUUUUGCCGAUCCAUUGAUAAAAUAAUCCAUAUAGAAUUGUAAAAAAAGUUCGAUUAUUUAAUUUUAGAUAGGUACAUAAAUUAACACACCUUAUUAAUUUAAAAUUUGUUUAAAGUUCAAGCCAUUAGCUUAGGGGCUUUCAAAAGCAUUCGUUUACAUUUCGAUACGUAGAUUGUAAAGGAAUACUGCAAUUUUGGCACAACUCUUUUAGUCAGCGAAUACAUGCUACACUUGUGCUAUGCCAAACAGUAUUUUGAAGAGAACAAUAAAUAAAUUCGACAAAGAUUUGAUUAUUAAACACAUUUUUAUACAUAUAUCUAGGUAAUAUACAUAAAUAUAAAUUGUUUAAAAGUUUUGAAAUUUUGCCGCAAAAA
Molecule: messenger RNA, 3080 nt
Organism: Bombyx mori (domestic silkworm)
Lineage: Eukaryota; Metazoa; Arthropoda; Insecta; Lepidoptera; Bombycidae
Product: mitochondrial genome maintenance exonuclease 1
Exons: 5
Coding region: 173-1357 (394 amino acids)
Biological process (GO): mitochondrial DNA replication
Cellular component (GO): mitochondrion
Molecular function (GO): single-stranded DNA exodeoxyribonuclease activity
Source: RefSeq, a predicted model, not a curated record